This is a messenger RNA of Trypanosoma brucei brucei TREU927, 312 nucleotides long. It is a transcript of the gene Tb927.7.230, whose product is annotated as 40S ribosomal protein S33, putative. The transcript has a single exon. Bases 1 to 312 code for a protein of 103 amino acids. Gene Ontology annotation, cellular component: ribosome; cytosolic small ribosomal subunit. Gene Ontology annotation, biological process: translation; maturation of SSU-rRNA; ribosomal small subunit assembly. The record is from RefSeq and is a predicted model, not a curated record. Lineage: Eukaryota; Euglenozoa; Kinetoplastea; Trypanosomatida; Trypanosomatidae. Gene Ontology annotation, molecular function: structural constituent of ribosome.
AUGUGUAGCUCUGUAGCCAUGGCCGAGGUAGCAACAGCCGCCACGACAGCAGCGACGAAGAAGGACAAGAAAGCCCCUCAGGAGGAGGUUGUCGUGCAGCAGACGGAUCAGGCACAAGUUGGUGUAAUCAUCAAAGUGCUGGGCCGCACUGGUUCCCGUGGUAACGUGACUCAGGUUCGCGUUCGCCUCAUGGCGGAGGAGGGAUCACCGGAAGCUAAUCGCACGAUUGUGCGCAACGUAAAGGGUCCGUGCAAGGAGGGUGACAUGCUUUCUCUGAUGGAAACGGAACGUGAAGCGCGCCGGCUACGCUGA